GCUGUGUCUGACGUUCUGCUCGAGAUCUUCAGCUGCGAGGUCGACAAGCGUACCCUAGUAGUGUUGGCUCGGACCUGCCGGGCAUUCAAGGAUCCCACGCUGGAUCUCAUCUGGGAGAUCUGUCGUAAUAUUUCAGCCCUGACCCAUGCCUUACCGAAACGCGCGUUGGUGCGUGAUAACAAUGGCAAUAUUGUUGAUAUCAAAACCCUGACGUCAAACGAAUGGGAGAUUUUUCACAGUUACUCAAGUCGCAUUCUCCAACUUGGUGUCCAAGAGGGUGGAGCGACAACGAGUUCUAUCCUCAAGCUCCUACUUGCUCGACCCACGCGCUUAGGACCCCACGCUUUCCCAAGGAUCACACAUCUUCUCAUCAGCGAACCUAAAGACAGACGCCUCUCCCUCGAUUAUUGCGUCUUACUAGGACCACGUUUACUAGAUCUCCGCUUGAAACUCUCACAUGAACCCUCCGACAGCGACUUGAAAACUCCAUCUCUCAUCACUUCUCUCCCGAAGACCUGUCGAGAUCUCGGAUACUUAGACGUCUCGUGGGAGCUAGGUGUCCAGGAUCCUGUUCCCGCCCAACUUGUAAAGGCACUUUCGGAGGCGAUCCCUCACCUAAGAAGCCUUCAGCUCCUUCGCUGUCCGGCUCUGAACACAGAAGCUAUGAUUUCCCUCAGCAAGCUGCCGUUUCUCAAAGUCCUUGAUCUACAUUCCUCACCCGUCUUUUUCGAUUCCAUUGCCGAGGGCAUGCAUAUGAUGAGCAGAAAUCCCCCCUACAUCUUUCGCCACUUGCAGGGCAUUUCUAUGACACUGGAGCACAUUGUUUGCGGGAUCGUCUUCUUGCAUCAGCUUCAGAAUUACCCUUCCUUGUCAAUCACCGUCCAAGCUUCUAUAUCGCCCGAACUCAAGCACAUGGAGUGGUUCCUCCGUCUUGUCGGCGAGAACAGUCCCCCUGACAUGGAGCAGAUUGCCGUUGAGCACCACUGCACCAAGUCAUCUGCUGUCGUCAAGCACGUGCGCGAAAUAGAGGAACUCGGACCUCCAAUCACCAUUAGUACAAUCGCCCCUCUCCUGCGGUUCGAGAAAUUGAGCACUCUCCAGAUCAAUGUCGGGAGUCCGUGCGCGCUCACAGAUGCAGACGUCGACAAGAUGUCUCUCGCGUGGCCGAACCUCGAGCAUCUUUCACUGAACCAGAACACCGGCUGGGGGGACCCUGCUGUGACAGUUGAGGGCCUGUAUGCGCUCGUGCGCAACUGCCGCCGUCUGGAACAUAUUGGUAUGUCGCUCGACGCAUCGCAGCUUGUCGUCCUGCCCUCCUCCACGCCGGCAGACGGUGUAAGGAAUGGCCGCGUGAAGCUGCUAAACUUGGCAGAUUGCGUCAUUGGGGACCCGGCCGUGCUCGUGGUGGUACUUUCGCAGCUUUUCUCGUCAUCGUUCAUACUGCAUUUUGAUUGUCAUGCGUCGUCAUCAACUGCGGAGAGGUUGCCACUUUCGGCUCCCUGGGCUACGAUGAGUUGUUUGAAGGAGCUUCGGGCGAUGGAGGAGGGAGGGGCAUUUGGGGAGACGUGGCCGCCUUCGGAUGAUGUCAUGGAGAGAGUUCGGAAGACGUACGAUGAUGUUGUGGAAAUGACUAGGACCACAGGUCCGAUGGGGCUUUUGACGAGUCUUUUUGGGAAUUUGGCCUCCUUCUCCCAGGAAGCUACAGCAGCGCGAUCGUUCAUCGCUUCCCUCCCAGAUGCGUGUCCCGAUCUCACAAAGGUAGAGAUCAAGUGGAGACCUGGCGGCCAUAAGUCUCCUUCUUGGGCAGUCAAAGUUAUCUCAGACACCAUACCUCGCUUGCGGAGCCUCACGAAUCUGUUUUGUCCGAUGCUAGACAAAACUGCGAUGGCAAACCUCAGCCGUCUGCGAUCUCUGGACACGCUCACUCUCGAUUCGUCGCCUGUCAAAGUCGCUUCCCCCAGCGACUCACUACAUACCAUUAGUAGCCCAGCGAUCUAUGACUUUCGCACCCUGUGUAUUUUGAAUAUCAUCGUCGAGGACGUCCUCGACGCAAUCGCCUUAUCCCAUCGACUUCGAAACUUCCCGAGCUCGUUCUCUGUUGAAACAUGUGCUUCCCCCUCCCUCGAGGCCAUUACAAAGUUUUUCCGCCUCGUAGGCACGUCUCGUGGCGGCGACAUGGUCAGUGUUAUGUUCCGCAUGCAUUGCGCACGCUCGAGCGCUUCCCUGUACAUCCGCAACAUGACGGACUUGGGACCUCCCGUGACACUCGACACAAUCCGCCCUCUCUUGCGGCAUGCCUCCCUCCGCACGCUCAAGGUCGAGGUGAAGAGCCCAUUCGUGCUCACAGAUGGCGAUAUCGAGGAGCUGUCCCGCGCUUGGCCCAACCUCGAUGAGAUCGCGCUGAAUGAAGUCGCCGGCUGGGGCAAACCGAGCGUCACCAUCGAUGGUCUGUACUCGCUUGUCCGCAACUGUUUGCAGCUGCGGUCCAUUGCGCUGCCAAUCGAUGCAUCACAGCUCAUCGACAUUCCCUCCGCCGCACCUGCUGGUGGAGUCAGGAGCAAAAAAGUGGAGGCACUGUCUCUCUCCGACUCGCGCGUGGGGGAUCCCGUUGUUUUGAUUCUGAUCCUCGCGCAGCUGUUCUCCUUCCCCAAGCUCAGGGCUCUGUUCAACCCCUGCGCGUCUCUGCCCUCGGGUGACCCACUUCCGGAAUCUUUCCCGAUGGCGCUCAUGGCAUGUGUGUUCCCGCUCCGUGUUGUGGAGAGGGAAGCCAACGAAUUCGGUGCGACGUGGCCGCCCGAUGUCGGAAUAGUGGAGAAGGUGAGGCUAACCUAUGAAAGGGUCAUAGCAAUGCCUCUACCAAGAGGAUUAUCAAUGGACGACUUCAGUCGGUUUUUGACUGCUUUUGAUGCUACUCAUAGCUACGAAGACGCAACUUAA
Coniophora puteana RWD-64-598 SS2 is the source of this 2937-nucleotide messenger RNA. RefSeq lists its product as uncharacterized. The transcript is spliced from 3 exons. Gene Ontology annotation, cellular component: SCF ubiquitin ligase complex. Bases 664 to 2937 code for a protein of 757 amino acids. Gene Ontology annotation, biological process: SCF-dependent proteasomal ubiquitin-dependent protein catabolic process. The record is from RefSeq and is a predicted model, not a curated record. NCBI's taxonomy places the organism in Eukaryota, Fungi, Basidiomycota, Agaricomycetes, Boletales, Coniophoraceae.